AUGUUUCCAAUACUGGUUCGUGUUGUUCUGAGGAAGAAGCCUGCAGCUGCAUCAUCUUCGAUUUGGUCCCUCCACAGAACACAAUUAUCACCACCACCACCAUCACUGACCUCCAGUAAUCACCAUUAUCAUCAUCACAAAAUCAACCUAACCUCCGCGGAAACCAUCAAACCGUCUUCCCCAACUCCCGCCGAACUCGCCACAUUCAAGCUCUCCCUCAUCGACAACAUAGUCCCGCCAAUUUAUGUACCUCUCAUCUUCUUUUUCGAUCAAAACCCGCAGGGGGAGAGAAAUUUCGACACCCUCAAGUCCUCACUCGCCCAGACCCUCACGCGCUUCUACCCACUCGCCGGCAGGUUGUCCAAAUCCGUCGUCCAUUGCAACGAUGAGGGCGUGCCGUUCUCUACCGCCGCGGUCGACGGCGACAUCAACGAUUCGUCCCUGGCUGAUUUUCUCAGGAUUCGCUCCAGCAGUUCCUCCCUUUCCCCGCCGAAUGGAUCUCGGACCUCGAAUCGGUGCCGCAGAUCGCCUUCAGGGCCACCGCUUUCCCCUGCGGCGGCCUCGCAAUCGGUAUUUGCUCGCUGCACAAGAUCGUAG
Molecule: messenger RNA, 597 nt
Organism: Linum tenue
Lineage: Eukaryota; Viridiplantae; Streptophyta; Magnoliopsida; Malpighiales; Linaceae
Source: the annotation of a GenBank genome assembly